This is a messenger RNA of Ceratotherium simum simum (southern white rhinoceros), 1889 nucleotides long. Lineage: Eukaryota; Metazoa; Chordata; Mammalia; Perissodactyla; Rhinocerotidae. The record is from RefSeq and is a predicted model, not a curated record.
GCCGCUCGGCCCUUUAAACCUUUCAGGGCUGCUCCGAGGGCCGCAGCUGGAGACGGCGCCACGCGGGGGUCGAGCAGAGCACGGCGGCGGCCGCGGGGCGCUCCGGGGAGGCCCUGGCAGCUGAUGAUUUUGGUGAAGUAUCUGAAGGUAGCCGGGCCGGCCCCCUCUUCCCCACCUACCUCUUAUCCUCCCCCCCACACCACCACCACCCUGGCUCCCCUCCCUCAUGACCGCCUGGAUCCUCCUUCCUGUCAGUCUGUCAGCAUUCUCCAUCACUGGCCUAUGGACUGUGUAUGCCAUGGCCGUGAUGAACCGCCACGUAUGCCCCGUGGAGAACUGUCUAUUCUCUGUCCUGCCUACCAGGUCCUACAACGAGUCCUGCUUUCCUGACCCCACUGAGCAAGGGGGUCCCAAGACCUGCUGCACCCUGGACGAUGUCCCCCUCAUCAGCAAGUGCGGCACAUACCCCCCAGAGAGCUGCCUCUUCAGCCUCAUUGGCAACUUGGGUGCUUUCAUGGUGGCCCUGAUCUGCCUCCUGCGCUACGGGCAGCUUCUGGAGCAGAGUCGUCAUUCCUGGGUUAACACAACAACGCUCAUCACAGGCUGCACCAAUGCUGCAGGCCUUCUGGUGGUCGGCAACUUCCAGGUGGAUCACGCUAAGUCUCUGCACUACGUCGGAACUGGUGUGGCCUUUUCCGCCGGGCUGCUCUUUGUCUGCCUGCACUGUGCCCUGUCCUACCAUGGGGCCACCGCCCCCCAGGACCUGGCUAUGGCCUACCUGCGGAUUGUGCUGGCAGCCAUUGCCUUUGUCACACUGAUCCUCAGUGGUGUCUUCUUUAUCCACGAGAGUUCUCACCUGCAGCACGGGGCAGCCCUGUGCGAGUGGGUGUUUGUCAUCGACAUCCUCAUUUUCUAUGGCACCUUCAGCUAUGAGUUUGGGGCAGUCUCCUCUGAGACGGUGGUGGCUGCAUUGCAGCCUGCCCCUGGCCGGGCGUGCAAGUCCUCCGGGAGCAGUAGCACCUCCACUCACCUCAACUGUGCCCCUGAGAGCAUCGCCAUGAUCUGAGGUCUGGGGAGGGUGGCUGGCCAGGCCUCCACAGCUGCCCGCCCCAUAUCUUCUUUGCAUUUAUUUUGUACCAAAAAUGAUUUUAAGAAAGUAUUCUGUUGGGAUAUAAGCUUCCUCACUCCUGAAGGAGUGGCCAUCCCACAUCCACCUGUGCCAUAGAGGAGCGGACCCUGGCAGCUGCCUGAGCUGCACACAACCCACUUCCCCACUCUGCAGUGUUGUUUUUAUGUUUAAAGGUCACGUAUCCUCAUUCACCCAGCCAGCCCUUCAGGUGCCUUCUACUCCCCAGUGCUGAGGCCAGACCACUGGGGUUUCCUGCGGCAGGAAUUGGGGGCUGGGAACAGCAAGAGGGAUAGAAGUUGGGGGGUGGGGGGCUGUGAGCACAUCUUAGUUGUGGGAAGGCCCACUUCUGGGCCCACUGAGUUGGACUGGGAUUCUUCACUCUGCCCCUUACUUUCUUUAGGGCAAAUAACACAGCAGAACCUGGAUAUUUUAGUACUUUUUUUUUUUAUAUCUAUUAAAAGAAUUCUAAUUUGCAUGUUUGUAGUCUGUUCUGGAGAGUCAGAGAGGGCCUGAUCAAGCAUGGCUUUCCCUAGGCAAAGGAUGGGAGGAGGCCCCUGCCCCAGGGAGAGUCUUGACUGCCCAGUGCUCUUCGAGAGCAGGGCUGCCAAGAACAAAGAUGCCAAGUGCUAUCCAAAUACCCCACCAGGGCGGGAAACCCUUUCUGGGCCUUUAAACAGUCUAAAGAACUGAUCUGGUCUCAUCACUUCACAUUUCCUUCCCCUGUUCAGAGUCCAGUUUGAAGUUUGAUUCCUUAGUAGGG